Macrosiphum euphorbiae (potato aphid) is the source of this 291-nucleotide messenger RNA. The record is from the annotation of a GenBank genome assembly. Lineage: Eukaryota; Metazoa; Arthropoda; Insecta; Hemiptera; Aphididae.
AUGACGAAUGCAGCAGUGUCGAUAAAAACCGUCGACAGUCGCGAUCGUAUUUAUGUUAAGACGACAAGCUUGUGUGACGGAUGGAAAAUAUUACUCUCUUGUAGACCAUCUGCAUCAAGACGUCGCUUCGUCAAGGAGGAUCUUUGGAUUUUGAUUUGUUUGAAACCCACUGAAAUGACAAACGUUCGAAUGGGUUUCCACUUUUCCGUAUGGGUAACACGAAUAAUAACGAUAUUGAUGCUCACUCUCGCGUGCGUGUUAUACGCACCAGCUAUCGAAGAAUGCAGAUGA